GUAUUUUAGGAGGCCUUUGUUGUCGUGUUUUUUCAGGUUCUUUUGAUUUUUCGUUGAUCAUUGGUUCCACUAAGUUUCACCAUAUCCCGUAGACUUUGAAAAUUGAAAAUCCUAGCCACUUCCGUGACUAAACUCAACCGCUGCAUUUUCUUCUUUUCUUUCAGGGAACCAUCCACCCAUAACAACAAAAAAACAGCAAGCUGUGUUUUUUAUCAUUCUUUCUCUUUAAACAAGCACCCCCAUCAUGGAAUCGUGCUCAUAAAGCCAAAAUUUCCUGUUCCCCUUUCAUUUUUAGAUUAUUUUGCGGAAUUGGGAGUUGGGGGCACAAUUGAAUGAUGGGUCUCUUGACGAAUCUUCGAGGCUUGAGAACAGAGGGCACCCAACAAGAGAGCUUACCCGUUUUGGCUACGGGUGGCAACCCAAAGAGGAAAUGGAACAAUCUAAUGCCUCUUGUGGUUGCCCUUGUGGUCAUCGCGGAGAUCGCGUUUCUGGGUAGGUUGGAUAUGGCAAAAAACGCCGCCAUGGUUGACUCCCUCGCUGACUUCUUUUACCGCUCUCGAGCGGUCGUUGAAGGUGAAGAUUUGGGGUUGGGUUUGGUGGCUUCUGAUCGGACUUCUGAAUUGGAUAGUUGUGAGGAAUGGUUGGAGAGGGAGGAUGCUGUCACAUAUUCCAGGGACUUCUCCAAAGAGCCUAUUUUUGUUUCUGGAGCUGACCAGGAGUGGAAGUCGUGUUCGGUUGGAUGUAAAUUUGGGUUUAGUGGGGAUAAGAAGCCAGAUGCCGCAUUUGGGUUACCUCAACCAAGUGGGACAGCUAGUGUUCUGCGAUCAAUGGAAUCAGCAGAAUACUAUGCUGAGAACAAUAUUGCCAUGGCAAGACGGAGGGGAUAUAACAUUGUAAUGACAACUAGUCUAUCUUCGGAUGUUCCUGUUGGAUAUUUCUCAUGGGCUGAGUAUGAUAUAAUGGCACCUGUGCAGCCUAAAACUGAAGCUGCUCUUGCAGCUGCAUUCAUUUCCAAUUGUGGUGCUCGAAAUUUCCGGUUGCAAGCUCUUGAGGGCCUUGAAAAAUCAAACAUCAAGAUUGAUUCUUAUGGUGGUUGUCACAGGAACCGUGAUGGAAGAGUGAACAAAGUGGAAGCCCUGAAGCACUACAAAUUUAGCUUAGCAUUUGAAAAUUCGAAUGAGGAAGAUUAUGUAACUGAAAAAUUCUUCCAAUCCCUUGUUGCUGGAACUGUCCCUGUGGUUGUUGGUGCUCCAAAUAUUCAGGACUUUGCUCCUUCUCCUGGUUCAAUUUUACAUAUUAAAGAGAUAGAGGAUAUUGAGUCGGUUGCAAAGACCAUGAGAUACCUAGCAGAAAAUCCCGAAGCAUAUAAUCAAUCAUUGAGGUGGAAGUAUGAGGGUCCAUCUGAUUCCUUCAAGGCCCUUGUGGAUAUGGCAGCAGUGCAUUCAUCCUGCCGCCUCUGCAUUCACUUGGCCACAGUGAGUAGAGAGAAGGAAGAAAAUAGUCCAAGCUUUAAGAGACGUCCUUGCAAGUGCACUAGAGGGCCAGAAACUGUAUAUCAUAUCUAUGUCAGAGAAAGGGGAAGGUUUGAGAUGGAGUCCAUUUACCUGAGGUCUAGCAAUUUAACUCUGGAUGCUGUGAAGGCUGCUGUUGUUUUGAAGUUCACAUCCUUGAAUCAUGUGCCUGUAUGGAAGUCUGAAAGGCCUGAAGUUAUAAGAGGGGGGAGUGAUUUAAAACUCUACAAAAUAUACCCAGUUGGCUUGACACAGAGACAAGCUCUUUAUACCUUCAGCUUCAAAGGUGAUGCAGAUUUCAGGAGUCACUUGGAGAACAAUCCUUGUGCCAAGUUUGAAGUCAUUUUUGUGUAGCAUGCUAUAAAUGGUAUCUCUGCUCUUCCUGAAUUAGCUUCACUUAGGUGAGCACUAGCUAGAGUUUUAGGAAUGAGUAUGGCAGUGAAUAUGGCAUGGCUUUAUUUAUGCCUAGUUUCUUGGCCAACUCAUUGAUGUUUUAUAUGAGAAAGACAUCACACUUUAAAUUUAAACUCGUUUCUGUAGAAGUGCAAAUCCAUAUUUAAUGCUUAGUUUUAGUGCUCUUAUCUGAUCAUCUAGAAAUCACAGUUCUUGUAUAUUGUGAGUGAAAAACUGAAAAUCUAAUACAAGCAUAAUAUGUUUCACUCAAGAAUAUAUUAUGACUUCUUGUUGUUUUUUGAUGA
Molecule: messenger RNA, 2209 nt
Organism: Vigna unguiculata (cowpea)
Lineage: Eukaryota; Viridiplantae; Streptophyta; Magnoliopsida; Fabales; Fabaceae
Gene: FUT11
Product: fucosyltransferase 11
Cellular component (GO): membrane
Molecular function (GO): fucosyltransferase activity
Source: RefSeq, a predicted model, not a curated record